AUGCGUCCGGAAGUUGAACAAGAGCUCGCCCACACCUUGUUGGUGGAGUUGCUUGCCUACCAAUUCGCCUCCCCCGUCCGAUGGAUCGAGACCCAAGAUGUUAUCCUCGCCGAACAGCGCACCGAGCGCAUUGUCGAGAUUGGUCCCGCAGAUACCCUUGGAGGAAUGGCACGACGGACACUAGCCUCCAAGUACGAGGCUUACGAUGCGGCUACAUCAGUCCAGCGCCAGAUUCUCUGCUAUAAUAAGGAUGCUAAGGAAAUCUACUACGAUGUCGACCCCGUGGAGGAUGAGCCCGAGCCCGCUGCUGAGGCCGCUUCUUCUGCCCCGGCCGCACCAGUUGCUGCUCCCGCAGCUGGAGCCCCUCCUCCACCUCCCAGUGCGGGCCCCGCUGCCGCCGUCGAAGAUGCCCCCGUCACAGCAGUCGAUAUCCUGCGGACAUUGGUUGCUCAGAAGCUAAAGAAGGGCCUUUCAGAUGUGCCAUUGUCAAAAGCCAUUAAGGAUCUUGUCGGAGGCAAGUCCACAUUACAGAAUGAAAUCCUGGGUGACCUGGGUAAAGAAUUCGGCUCUACACCCGAGAAGCCUGAGGAUGUUCCCCUCGAUGAGUUGGGUGCUUCUAUGCAAGCCACAUUCAACGGUCAACUGGGCAAGCAGUCCUCCUCGCUCAUUGCCAGAAUGGUCUCCUCCAAAAUGCCCGGUGGCUUCAACAUCACUUCCGUUAGAAAAUACUUGGAGACUCGGUGGGGUUUGGGGUCUGGCCGCCAGGAUGGUGUCCUCCUCCUUGCUCUUACCAUGGAGCCCGCUGCUCGUCUUGGCGCUGAAGCGGAUGCCAAGGCCUAUCUCGACGACGUAACCAACAAGUACGCCGCUAGCGCUGGAGUCAACCUCUCCGCUCCAGUUGCCGGUGGUGACGCUGGCGGUGGUGGCGGUGGUAUGAUGAUGGACCCUGCAGCUAUUGAUGCCCUGACCAAGGAUCAGCGAGCUCUGUUCAAGCAGCAGCUCGAGAUCAUUGCCCGUUACCUUAAGCUCGACCUUCGUAGUGGUGAAAAGGCUCACGUUGUCUCCCAGGAGACCCAGAAAGCGUUGCAGGCCCAGCUGGACUUGUGGCAAGCAGAGCACGGCGAUUUCUACGCCUCAGGCAUUGAGCCAUCAUUCGAUCAGUUGAAGGCCCGUGUCUACGAUUCCUCGUGGAACUGGGCUCGUCAAGACGCCUUGAGCAUGUAUUACGAUAUCAUCUUCGGUCGCCUGCAGGUCGUCGACCGUGAAAUUGUCAGCCAGUGCAUUCGCAUCAUGAACCGCUCCAACCCCCUCCUCCUCGACUUCAUGCAGUACCACAUCGACAACUGCCCAACUGAGCGUGGAGAGACCUACCAGCUUGCCAAGGAGCUUGGUCAACAGCUUAUUGAGAACUGCCGCGAAGUUCUGGAAGUGGCCCCUGUUUACAAGGACGUUGCUGUGCCCACUGGUCCUGAAACCACCAUUGACGCCCGUGGCAACAUCGGCUACAAGGAGGCUCCUCGCACCAGCGCUCGCAAGCUGGAGCACUACGUCAAGCACAUGGCUGAGGGAGGCCCGAUUUCCGAAUACAGCAACCGCACCAAGGUUCAAAAUGACCUGAAGAGCGUAUACAAGCUGAUUCGUAAGCAACAUCGUCUUUCCAAGUCUUCGCAGAUCCAGUUCGAUGCUCUCUACAAGGACGUCAUUCACGCUCUCGGCAUGAACGAGAGCCAAAUUAUCCCCCAGGAGAACGGCCACAGCAAGAAGGGCGGCCGCAGUGCUGCCAAACGCGUUACUUCUGCUCCCACCCGCCCCGGCAAAGUGGAGACCAUUCCCUUCCUGCACCUGAAGAAGAAGACCGAACACGGCUGGGAUUACAACAAGAAGCUGACUGGCACCUACUUGAAUGUCUUGGAGUCAGCUGCUAAGAACGGUCUUAGCUUCCAGGGCAAGAACGUCCUGAUGACCGGUGCCGGUGCCGGUUCUAUUGGUGCCGAGGUCCUGCAGGGUCUGAUCAGUGGUGGCGCCAAGGUCAUUGUCACCACCAGUCGCUUCUCGCGCGAGGUGACCGAAUACUACCAGGCUAUCUAUGCCCGUUUCGGUGCUCGCGGCUCCCAACUUGUGGUCGUGCCGUUCAACCAGGGCAGCAAGCAGGAUGUUGAGGCCUUGGUUGACUACAUCUAUGACACCAAGAAGGGACUUGGAUGGGACUUGGACUUUGUCGUCCCCUUCGCCGCCAUCCCCGAGAACGGUCGUGAGAUCGACUCGAUCGAUUCCAAGUCUGAGCUGGCUCACCGUAUCAUGUUGACCAACCUGCUCCGUCUUCUGGGCUGCAUCAAGACCCAGAAGCAAACUCACGGCUUCGAGACUCGCCCUGCUCAGGUCAUCUUGCCCCUCUCUCCCAACCACGGUACCUUCGGCAACGACGGUUUGUACUCCGAGUCCAAGCUUGCUCUGGAGACCCUCUUCAACCGCUGGUACUCUGAGAACUGGGGCCACUACCUUACUAUCUGCGGUGCGGUCAUUGGCUGGACCCGUGGUACUGGUCUAAUGAGCGGCAACAACAUGGUUGCUGAAGGCGUCGAGAAGCUGGGCGUCCGUACAUUCUCCCAGCAGGAGAUGGCCUUCAACCUUCUCGGACUGAUGUCUCCAGCCAUCGUCAACUUGUGCCAGCUCGAUCCAGUCUUUGCUGAUCUCAACGGUGGUCUGCAAUUCAUUCCGGAUCUCAAGGGUCUGAUGACCAAGCUUCGCACCGACAUCAUGGAGACCAGCGAUGUUCGCCAGGCUGUCAUCAAGGAGACUGCUUUUGAGCAUAAGGUUGUCCACGGCGAAGACAGUGAACUCCUGCACAAGAAGCUCAUUGCAGAGCCCCGCGCCAACAUCAAGUUCGAGUUCCCCAACCUGCCUGACUGGGAGGAGGAAGUCAAGCCCCUCAAUGAGUCGCUCAAGGGCAUGGUCAACCUGGACAAGGUGGUCGUUGUCACUGGUUUCUCUGAAGUCGGUCCUUGGGGUAACUCUCGUACCCGUUGGGAGAUGGAGUCCAAGGGCAAGUUCUCACUGGAAGGUUGCGUUGAGAUGGCAUGGAUCAUGGGUCUGAUCAAGCACCACAACGGUCCCCUCAAGGGCAAGGCCUACUCCGGCUGGGUUGAUGCCAAGUCUGGCGAUCCCGUCGAUGAUAAGGAUGUCAAGGCUAGGUAUGAGAAGCACAUCUUGGAGCACACUGGUAUCCGUCUCAUCGAGCCCGAGCUGUUCAAGGGAUAUGAUCCCAAGAAGAAGCAGCUCCUCCAGGAGAUUGUCAUUCAGGAGGAUCUCGAGCCUUUCGAGUCUUCCAAGGAGACUGCCGAGGAGUUCAAGCGUGAGCAUGGCGAUAAUGUUGAGAUCUUCGAGAUCCCCGAGACUGGAGAGUACACCGUACGUCUUCGCAAGGGCGCCACUAUGCUCGUUCCCAAGGCUCUGCAGUUCGAUCGUCUCGUCGCUGGUCAAGUUCCCACUGGCUGGGAUGCCAGCCGCUAUGGUAUUCCCGACGAUAUUAUCGAGCAGGUUGAUCCCGUUACCCUCUUUGUCCUGGUCUGCACUGCUGAGGCCAUGCUCUCUGCUGGUAUCACCGAUCCUUAUGAGUUCUACAAGUAUGUCCACCUGUCCGAGGUUGGUAACUGCAUUGGUUCAGGUAUCGGUGGUACCCACGCCUUGCGCGGUAUGUACAAGGAUCGCUUCCUGGACAAGCCCUUGCAAAAGGAUAUCUUGCAGGAGUCCUUCAUCAACACCAUGUCCGCCUGGGUCAACAUGCUGUUGCUGUCCUCUACCGGACCUAUCAAGACUCCUGUCGGUGCUUGCGCCACGGCUGUUGAGUCUGUGGACAUCGGUUACGAGACCAUUGUCGAGGGCAAGGCCCGCGUUUGCUUCGUUGGUGGUUUCGAUGACUUCCAGGAGGAGGGCUCUUACGAGUUCGCCAACAUGAAGGCCACUAGCAACGCCGAGGACGAAUUCGCCCACGGUCGUACACCCCAGGAGAUGUCCCGCCCGACUACCACCACCCGUGCUGGCUUCAUGGAGUCCCAGGGUUGUGGUAUGCAGCUCAUCAUGACUGCCCAGCUUGCCCUUGAUAUGGGUGUGCCCAUCCACGGUAUCAUUGCUCUGACCACCACUGCCACUGACAAGAUCGGGCGUUCCGUUCCUGCUCCUGGCCAGGGUGUCCUGACCACUGCCCGCGAGAACCCCGGCAAGUUCCCCUCCCCUCUGCUGGACCUCAAGUACCGUCGCCGUCAAUUGGAUCUUCGCAAGAAGCAGAUCAAGGAAUGGCAAGAAUCCGAGCUUCUCUACCUCCAGGAGGAGGCCGAGGCUAUGAAGGCUCAGAGCGACGAGACCUUCAACGAGGCAGAGUACUUGCAAGAGCGUGCUCAGCACAUUGAGCGUGAGGCCGUUCGCCAAGAGAAGGACGCACAGUUUAGUCUGGGCAACAACUUCUGGAAGCAAGAUUCGCGCAUUGCUCCUCUCCGUGGUGCCCUCGCCACCUGGGGUCUUACUGUUGAUGACAUUGAUGUUGCCUCCUUCCACGGUACCUCGACUGUCGCCAACGACAAGAACGAAUCCGAUGUCAUUUGCCAGCAGAUGAAGCACCUCGGACGUACCAAGGGUAACGCGGUUAUGGGUAUCUUCCAGAAGUACCUCACCGGUCACCCCAAGGGUGCCGCCGGCGCCUGGAUGUUCAACGGCUGUUUGCAGGUUUUGGACAGCGGUCUCGUUCCCGGUAACCGCAAUGCUGAUAACGUCGACAAGGUCAUGGAGAAGUUUGAUUACAUCGUCUACCCCAGCCGCAGCAUCCAGACCGACGGUGUCAAGGCAUUCUCUGUCACCUCCUUCGGUUUCGGUCAGAAGGGUGCUCAGGUCAUUGGUAUUCACCCCAGGUACCUGUAUGCCACCCUUGACCAGGCCCAGUACCAGGCCUACAAGACCAAGGUCGAGGCUCGCCAGAAGAAGGCCUACCGCUACUUCCACAACGGUCUGAUCAACAACACCAUCUUCGUUGCCAAGAACAAGGCUCCUUACGAGGAUGAGAUCCAGAGCAAGGUCUUCCUGAACCCCGACUACCGCGUGGCCGUCGACAAGAAGACCUCUGAGCUUAAGUACUCCGCCACUGCCCCUGAGGCCAAGGAGUCCGAGAGCACUCGCCAGACUGUUGAGUCUCUCGCCAAGGCCAAUGCCGCCGAGAACUCCAAGAUUGGUGUUGAUGUUGAGCACAUCAACUCUGUCAACAUUGACAACGAGACCUUCGUUGAGCGCAACUUCACCCAAAGUGAGCAGGACUACUGCCGCAAGGCCGCAUCCCCCCAGUCCUCGUUCGCCGGCCGCUGGAGUGCCAAGGAGGCUGUCUUCAAGUCUCUGGGUGUCAGCAGCAAGGGUGCUGGUGCCGCUCUGAAGGACAUUGAGAUUGGAGUCGAUGCCAACGGUGCUCCCGUUGUUAACCUCCACGGUGCCGCCGCCGCCGCCGCCAAGGAAGCCGGUGUCAAGCAGGUCAGCGUCAGCAUCAGCCACAGUGACACUCAAGCCGUUGCUGUCGCUGUCUCGCAGUUCUAA
Molecule: messenger RNA, 5571 nt
Organism: Penicillium paradoxum
Lineage: Eukaryota; Fungi; Ascomycota; Eurotiomycetes; Eurotiales; Aspergillaceae
Product: trifunctional fatty acid synthase subunit FAS2
Exons: 3
Coding region: 1-5571 (1856 amino acids)
Biological process (GO): long-chain fatty acid biosynthetic process
Cellular component (GO): fatty acid synthase complex
Molecular function (GO): 3-oxoacyl-[acyl-carrier-protein] reductase (NADPH) activity; 3-oxoacyl-[acyl-carrier-protein] synthase activity; holo-[acyl-carrier-protein] synthase activity
Source: RefSeq, a predicted model, not a curated record